UGAUCUGUUUGAGCGUUGAAAUGGCCGUAGCACAAGCUGAAUUUGAGCAUCCAAGGAAGGCCUUCGGAUGGGCUGCUAGGGAUUCUUCUGGCCUUCUCUCUCGUUUCAACUUCUCUCGAAGGCAUAUAUAACAAUUCCUUCAUUAUUCAAUCUUUUGCAUCCUUAUUAUUCCCUUCUUCAUUUCAUCCUUAACUAACAUGAACUGUCUAUUUCGUUUUUUCAGAGAAACCGGAGAGAAAGAUGUCACUUUCAAAGUCCUUUACUGUGGAAUAUGCCAUUCCGACCUCCACAUGCUCAAGAAUGAAUGGGGCUUCUCCGUCUAUCCACUCGUACCUGGGCAUGAGAUUGUUGGGGUGGUGACGGAAGUUGGAAGCAAGGUGGAAAAGUUCAGAGUUGGAGACAGAGUCGGUGUGGGAUGUUUGGUUGGUUCGUGCAGAUCCUGUGGAAGUUGUUCUGAGGAUCUUGAGAAUCACUGUUCAGAGCAAAUUCUCACAUAUGGAGCCAAGUACGUGGAUGGGACUAUCACAUAUGGAGGUUACUCUGAUUUUAUGGUUGCAGAUGAGCAUUUUGUGGUUCGCAUUCCAGAUGCUUUGCAUCUUGAUUCUGCAGGUCCUCUGCUUUGUGCCGGGAUCACUGUGUAUAGCCCUUUGAGGUACUUUGGUCUGGACAAGCCUGGCCUUCAUGUGGGUGUGGUUGGUCUCGGUGGGCUCGGCCAUAUGGCCGUCAAGUUUGCCAAAGCCUUUGGAGCUAAGGUCACUGUCAUAAGCACUUCUCCUAACAAGAAGAAGGAAGCCAUUGAACAUCUUGGAGCUGAUUCCUUCAUUGUCAGCCGUGAGCAAGAUCAGAUGCAGGCUGCGUUGGGCACAUUUGAUGGCAUAAUAGACACAGUUUCUGCAGUGCAUGCUCUUUUGCCUUUGAUUGGUCUACUGAAGCCGAAUGGCAAACUGGUGUUGGUUGGUGCGCCUGAGAGGCCUCUGGAAUUGCCAGUAUUUCCUUUACUUUCGGGGAGGAAGACAGUGGCCGGAAGUGGAAUUGGAGGGAUGAAGGAGACGCAAGAGAUGGUAGAUUUUGCAGCCAAGCAUAACGUGAGACCAGACAUAGAAGUAAUUCCAAUGGAUUAUGUGAACACUACAAUGGAGCGACUCCUUAAAGCUGAUGUCAGGUAUCGUUUUGUGAUUGACAUUGGCAACACAGUGAUGAAGCCAACCUCAGAGAUUUGCAUCCACAUAUGCAUGAUUCGAGAUUUUGGGGAAGAAAAAUAG
Neltuma alba is the source of this 1262-nucleotide messenger RNA. RefSeq names its product probable mannitol dehydrogenase. The transcript is spliced from 4 exons. Bases 198 to 1262 code for a protein of 354 amino acids. The record is from RefSeq and is a predicted model, not a curated record. Gene Ontology annotation, molecular function: oxidoreductase activity, acting on the CH-OH group of donors, NAD or NADP as acceptor; zinc ion binding. Lineage: Eukaryota; Viridiplantae; Streptophyta; Magnoliopsida; Fabales; Fabaceae.